AUGCCGGUAAGUAGAACUUAUCAACCGGAUAGACUAAUAUGGCAUUUUACUAAGGCUGGGAAAUAUUCCGUCAAAUCAGGAUAUCGGUUGGCCCGAGAAUUAAUCACGGAUGUAGAGUAUGGGCCGACGUGUAUGGCUUUACGGGCUCAGUCGUGGAAACUAGAUGUACCCUCGAAGAUCCAACACUUUUUUUGGCAGAUUGGAUCGAGUACUCUUCCAGUGUUAGAACGUCUUGCGCAUCGGGGUGUUCGUUGUGAUACCGUCUGUAAGCGAUCUGCUUCUGUAGUGGAAACUAUAAACCAUGUGCUCUUUGAGUGUCCUCGGUCUCGAUGUAUUUGGGAGCUGUCCCCUAUUCUGAUGGAUCCGGAGGGUUUUCCAUAUACAUCGAUUUAUGCGAAUUUAGAUUUCAUAUUUUGGCGGGCGUCUUCACAAUCCGGGGCUUCGGAUAUAGGCAUUCAUCUACCUUGGAUUAUCUGGUCAAUUUGGGAAGAUAGGAAUACAAAUGUUUUCCAGGGUAUCGAGCUAGAACCAAUUGAUAUUUUGAAUCAAGCGGCUACUGAUAAAUUAUUGUGGGAGGAGGCCAAGUAUUACUCAGUGAGAUACCUGGAUCCUCCGCCUUUAUUGGAGGACAGCGGUUCCUCUCCCCGAUGUCAAGUUGAUGAUUCUUGGAAAGGUACGGAUCCAUUUCAGGGCCUGGGUUGGUGGUGUUGCAGUGGAGAGGUUUCAACGCUUCUGUUGGGAGCACGGAGUCACCGACGGGGCAUCUCCCCUUUACAUGCAGAAUUACAAGCGCUGAUUUGGCCUAUGGAGUCUUUACUGGUGGCUGGAGUCGACUAUCAGGCUUUUGAGACGGAUAGUGUAAAGCUAGUUGCGAUGGUGCAGACACCGGAUGAUUGGCCUGCCUUUUCUAAUCUGCUGGCGGAUCUCUCUUUGCUUCGAACUUCCUAUCCCUCCUUCACCCUCACCAGGAUCCCACGAGACGCCAACUUUAGGGCUGAUUGUCUUGCUCGAUCUUCAUGA
Camelina sativa (false flax) is the source of this 1020-nucleotide messenger RNA. RefSeq lists its product as uncharacterized. Gene Ontology annotation, molecular function: RNA-DNA hybrid ribonuclease activity; nucleic acid binding. The record is from RefSeq and is a predicted model, not a curated record. Lineage: Eukaryota; Viridiplantae; Streptophyta; Magnoliopsida; Brassicales; Brassicaceae.